Molecule: messenger RNA, 3770 nt
Organism: Labeo rohita (rohu)
Lineage: Eukaryota; Metazoa; Chordata; Actinopteri; Cypriniformes; Cyprinidae
Product: probable E3 ubiquitin-protein ligase RNF144A-B
Exons: 8
Coding region: 428-1348 (306 amino acids)
Molecular function (GO): zinc ion binding
Source: RefSeq, a predicted model, not a curated record
CUCCUAGAGCCAAACCACAUUUUACACAUUAAGGAACUGUUUCUGGUAAAGUGCCGUUGAUAGUAACACAGGAUAAAUAACAUCGUGCCCUCACUGUUCUCAAACUGAAGAAGUUUAAAUGGUCCUUCAAGAUGCAAACGCCUUAAUUUGACCAGAGAGAAAUAAUCUCCUUAUGUUUCAUUUUAAAAGAUGUGUAGAAGAUAAAGCUCUUUCUUCUUUAAAACAAGAACACAAUUAUUAAAUCGACGGAGAACUCACUUGACAUGCACUUCACGGACCUCCACGGACUACUACGGUAACAUAAGCCUGGCCUGCGGAGAGCAAACCCACCCAGCCGUCCACCCACCCACACGGUGUGAAAUCCACACCCCCUCAAGGAGUGCAGUGAGGUCACAGGAGACGAAAGCACCAUUGUGCAGUCUGAGGGAUGGAGGGCAGGAGGCACUUGCCUCCAGAUGGAGGUGGCAAUGCUAAGCGCUCCGCCUCAGCAGAGUGUGACACGGAGGAUAGAGCGGUCAGGAACGAGCAGGGCGUCCCUGAGACCUCGACACAAAGGCGCGUGAGAAAAGACGAUCUCUGUGAUGUUCCUCGCAAGGUGCCUCGUUUCCAGUACGUGGAUUUCCCUUCGCUACACCAGUGCAUCCAACAGCUUUCUGUGCCUCCACUGAACGGUUGGCUGGGAUCCUGCUCGCUGGCAAAAGCACCAAACUACAGGCCCGCCAGCCCUAAGGAAAAGGUGCCCAAGUUUAAAUAUGUGGACUACCCAUCUCUCCACCACUGCAUUCAGCAGCUGUCUGUGCCUCCUUUAGAAAGCUGGAGUGCAGGGCUGGUCAGGUUUAAUGCAGAGGGGAAACAUGCUUCUCAUUCUGGGAGUGUGAAAAAUACCCUAAAGGCAGGAGAUCAAAACAACGAUGACAGGAGUAGAGUUACAGCUUUUUCUUUCCCAAGAGACACACACACCUCAGUCUCAGGUAAGGAGGAGAAGCCUCAACACGACUACACCUCAGAGGUGCCACAGAGGUUGGAGAAAGGUAACGCACCUCUAAGGUCCUUUAAGAUUAGCAAACCAGAAGAUUGCGGAUCAGAAUCUGGUUCUGGAUCUCAUUGCGACGCAGUGGUGGUGAGAAGUGACAGACCGUCGGUUAUUAACAUGGUGCACACAGACAAGCAGAAGCACUGGACAAAGGCAGAUCACCUGGAAGAACAGUUGAACUCUCCAGAUUCGGUUGGACGGGUACCGUGGAAUACCCUCCCGGAGUCGGUCUGCCCAUUCUGCCAACAGAUGUUCACAAACCCAGAGCAGUUCAGGGCUCACCAGCGGAGCCAUAGAGAUAAGAGACCAAACUGAUGUGCAGAAGUACAGAGUGAGAGCUGCUUUUGGCAAACAGUUAAUGCCACAUCAUAUGGAAUCGUAUCAUCAGAGGCCUUCUCGUGUUGUGACUGGCUAAAGUGGUAUUGCUGGCAGGACUAUAUGAAGAUCAAAGACACAUUAAACACAUUUGGGUUCAGACCUUAGGGAGAAUGCAAGACUUUGUCUUGACUGAUGUUGUAAAGACUAAAAAGGCAGAGCUGGACAUACAGAAACACACAAGCAUACAAUAGGCAUGCACAUACAGCACACACAGACACAGAGUAUCCUAUCCAUGAUUCAGAAGAGGUCAAUAUUUACUGCCCCACAUAAGGACCAUCAGACAUAAUGGGGUUUCAGUUCAAGACAGGAUUAGAACCUGAUUUAUAGUCUCUUCCACACAUAUAUCAGCGUGUUUACAGGGGAGGGAGAAGCUUGAUGGACUGGUGCAUAAGAGGAUGGAUUUUAUUAGGCUACAUAUGUUCCCUACACUGUGUGCAUGGUGGCAGGCUAAGUAUUUAGCUUUGGGUGCCUACAAAAUAAUGGCUAUUGUUAAUGCUGCACAAACAAACAGGCUUGUUAAUAAUGAUUUGUUACAUUAGCUUUUUAUUGUUUUGUAUUUUUUAUGUUUUUGGAAAUUAAUGUCUAGUGGCUUUGAGCUAGUAGCUUUAAAUCUUCAAAAUGUACCGCUUGUUUUCAAGUGUUUAAUUGUGUGAGUAAAGAAUUUUUCAUACAGAAGCAAAUGUUUGACUUUUUUUAGUACAGGCUUGCCCUCUGAGAGAAAACCUGUUUGGCAGGAUACCUCUCAGUUUCGUAGAUAAAGUAUUUAAGCUUUAUUUAAACAAAAGAGGAAUCCAACAUCAACAACUAGAGUAACAAAACUCACGGUUUACAUUUAAAGAGUCAAAAUGGAUUUUUGAAUAUUAUAAAAGAACAGAUCGACAGCACGGCACAGAUACAGUACAGUUUACAGUGAGGAUUUCUGAAUAAUCUCACUCACAUAUUAGAAGAACCAGAAAAAACGGUGUGAAAAAAGCAGAUGUAAACACAAAAAAGGAAGAGCUGAGAAGUGUGAGAAACGGUGGAACGGAAGAGGAAAGACAACAAUGGGAGCUGGAAAUUCACAGGCAUACGAUUUGACUAGUGAUCUCAGCCAGAAGGACAUUUUUUUAAAGUCUGUGAAGGCGCUUUCUCUUCCUUCUCAAACUCAAUCAUUAACGAAUAACCAAUCCGUGAAGACUUCUGGAUCUCAGAAAGAAGGAAACCUUCUAGGUCCCACAAACACAUGCCCGGUUUGUUUCUCUGCACUCAAACCUGCAUACAUAAAAGGUACUACUGAUAAACUGCUUCAGUGCACUCGAUGCCCAACUGCUCAGCUCCUGUGUGGCUCCUGCCUUUACCCCUGCACUUCUGCUGCCUGCACCAAUAAGCUGUGCCCCCUCGUCUCCACACUGCUAACCUGUGAAGUCGUAUCAGAUCCAAAGAGCAAUGUGCUUGGAUGUCCAAUGUUCAGAGCCUGUCCUAAGUGUCAUAAUUUGAUGAUGCAUGAAAAAGGAUGCAAGUUUGUAAUAUGCACAUCAUGCCGUCACUAUUUCUGUUUCAUCUGCUUGCAAAAUGAUUGCAGCAAGAAUAGAGCAAACUACUGGAAACUAACUUGCACAAAACCAAGAGCAGAAAGACAGAGAUUUAUGUUGCCACAAUUGUGAACAGAUUCCUCCCAGGGUUGGACAUUAUUGUCUAUAAAUGUGAAUGCAAGACUUUUUAUACAGAACAGAAUUAAUUUCACAAACUGAUUCAGUAUACAAAAGAAAUAUUAUAUAAUCACAAUGAUCCCGUUAUUCCCAUGCUUUGAAUCUAUGCUAUCUAUGCCUUACAUCUGACUGACUUGCACUUUGGUUAGCAGGCGUAACAACUCAAGUAAACUUCAGUGAAGUAGCACUAGUUAACAAUAGCUGAUUUGAUUCUGUGUAAAAGGGGUCAUGAAUUGAGAAACCAAAAUUCCCUUGAUUUUUUGACAUUGUACAAUGAUUGUGGAACAGGCUGUGGAAUGUGUCCCUUUAUGAUGUAAUAGUGUGGCUAAACAUGGCCUCCACAGAAGAAGAUCAACGCCUGUCUUUGCAUUGCCUUCCUUCUGAUCCCGAAGUUAGAAAAGACUGGAUGAACUUUAUUUUUAAUAAAGUUCCAGACCACGUCAAUAAGAAUUUGGUCCUUUGUUUACUUCAUACCACAGAUUAAUUUACAAACAAGGAACAAUUCCACACAGGUGUUUCGGAAAGAUUGAAACUAAAUGUCGAUGCUGUGCCAGCUAUAUUAAAUCCAACAAUAAUGUCGCACCACACAAGUGUGAGUAACUGUCAUAGACUGUAAAAAACCAUGGAUGUAGUCACACGUAGGUUUCUAAAGAGCAUUUUUGAAGCUCAAA